AUGUUUGUGAUCAAAUCUUUGCUGGGCAAGAUGUGGGGCAACCCUGCUAACCCCGAGAUCAUUCAAAUUCCAGCAGGCCAGCUGUGUUUGGUUCGGCCUGGUAGCGUCAAAGGGUCGAGAGAGUGCAUCUUCAAAGAUGCCGUAGCCACCAUACGUAGGACAGGCGUGGAAUACCAAUACCAGCUAGUUGUCACGAGAGCCUACGAGGAGGGUGAAGAGCAAUUGUUGGACGAUGAUGCAGAGUCAGAUGACGAGCGCGUGUUCCUUAUUGAUGAAGCGCUGGGCUUUCGCUUUGGCUCACUCGACGGGGAUCCGACGUGCUCCUGGAAGGAUAUCAGCGGCGACGAAGGAGACAUGUGGGAGUUUGUGACGAGCAAAUCCGUACCUCGCGCCACAAACAGUCUGUUCGAAUUGACAAUACUCAACUGCGUCUACGAGAGGAAACAUUCUAGGUCCCACGACGAAGCGUCGGACGAGGACCUUCAGCUUCUGCGAGACGGGCCAAAGCGAGAGCAAGCCAUACCCGCACAGGAGCAGGAGGUUGAAGAUCCUUUCAAAGACAUUCCUAUCCUCCACCACACCAUGGCGGAGCUCUACCUAUUCGACACCGACACCGACGUCUUUGUCCUGCAGGAAAAGUCAGUCUCGGUUGAUUUGGCAUCGAACGGAGAAUAUGACGUCUGGAUUGUGGUCAAGCACGAAUCAACACCCUUCAUCUCGAUACCUGUAGACUCGGAAAUGAUCCCCCGGUUCGAUCCAUCAAAUUUUGCAUUCAUGUUCACCUUCCGCGAGCAAGAAGGCCUCCCCGGCUUGACGUGGUGUCUGAAAUUCGCUUCGGCCGACUUUUCGCCCUGGAAGGAGGCGUUCACUAUCUACCUCUGGGAGGGGAAGAACAGGACAUCAUACGGCAAGGCGAAAGCCGACGAGCAACGCUACAUACAGGACGCGUACGAUGAUGUGGAGAUGGAGGAUGCCGAGGCGGAGCAAGAAGCAGAGGAGGAGGAAGCCGAAGAUUCGGCAGAUGCCGACAACUCUGAGGCGGAAGACGAUGCCGAGGGGAUGUCGGACACCUUCCAUCGCGGUAGCAGGAACGAACACCUCGCUGUUGGAUACAAGAACGACCUUUCAUACGUCACCCGAGGCGACAUGAUCGGCGUCUUUGCCCCCAAGGACGACAAACUACGCUUCAGGACGACAAUCGACAAGAUCCAGACUACCGAAGGCAAGAGCUUUGUGCCGCAGAAGGUCAUGCUGCAUAACCAGGACAGCGAUAUGCUCAUGCUCGAUCCCAACAACCGCAACGCCAUCUAUCGCAUGGAUCUCGAGUACGGCAAGGUUGUGGAUGAAUGGAAGGUGUCAGACACUAUUGAAGUGCAGAAUAUCAUCCCCGAUUCCAAAUACGCACAAAUGAAUCCCCAGCAGACUCUGAUUGGUCACUCUCAUAAUGGACUCUUCCGUAUCGACCCGCGAGUACGAGGCAACAAAUUGGUCGAAAGUCAAUUCAAGCAAUACGCCUCCAAGAACGACUUUUCUGCCGCUGCGACCACCGAGUCUGGCAAGUUGGCGUUGGCGAGCAACAAGGGAGAUAUACGGCUUUUCGACCAGAUUGGCAAGAAUGCAAAGACCGCCCUGCCCGCACUCGGUGAUCCGAUAGUCGGCGUCGACGUAUCAGCGGAUGGUCGAUGGCUGGUGGCCACUUGCAAGACCUACAUCUUGCUAAUCGAUACGCUCAUUGGCGACGGACGAUACAAGGGCUCUCUUGGCUUUGACCGAAGCUUCCCCGCCGACAGCAAACCCUUACCUCGGCGACUUCAGCUUAAGCCUGAACACGUUGCAUAUAUGACUGAACCGGUGUCUUUCACGCCUGCUCGAUUUAACACCGGUCCGGACAACAACGAAAAAACUAUCGUGACAUCUACUGGAAAAUACGUGAUAACAUGGAACUUCAGACGUCUAAAGCAGGGUCGCACCGACGAUUAUCAGAUCAAGCAAUACGAAUCCAGAGUAGUCGCCGACAACUUCAAGUUCGGCGCCGACAAGAACAUCAUCGUCGCCCUCGAGCACAACGUCCUCAUGGCAAGCAAGAAAGACCUGCUAAAGCCGUCCCGGGCUUCUCUUGCUCCGCGAGCAUCCCAAUUAUCGACACCCGCGUCCAAGAUCCGAAAGUCGCAUAGCGACGUUGUAAAUAGCCCUUAUUAG
Dioszegia hungarica is the source of this 2199-nucleotide messenger RNA. RefSeq names its product putative vacuolar import and degradation protein. The record is from RefSeq and is a predicted model, not a curated record. NCBI's taxonomy places the organism in Eukaryota, Fungi, Basidiomycota, Tremellomycetes, Tremellales, Bulleribasidiaceae. Gene Ontology annotation, cellular component: cytoplasm; nucleus. The transcript has 16 exons. Gene Ontology annotation, molecular function: protein binding. Bases 1 to 2199 code for a protein of 732 amino acids.